UCGAAAGUAGUAUGAAGUAUAGAAUAAUGUUAAAAAUUCACCACUACGGCCUCCAUGCAUGACAAUAGAAGUGAUUGUAUACCUACACAGAUGAUAAUCUAUGUAAUUCAUAGAUGAUUAUCGUUUGUGCUGAUGGGUGGAGGUGAAUAGGUAUGAAUAAAAUGCAAUGUUCAAAAGAAACCAUUGCUAGUUUGUUCUACAACGCCUCAUCCUCCUUUCAACUUCUCCUCCUCUUCUCCUACCUCACCUCCAUUUUUCUAGCCAAAAUCCUCUGGUUUUUUGGAGGCAACGUAUUCUUCGACAGGAGCGCGUACGUCGAUGAGCUCAUCGACGAUGCGUCAUCCGACGAAGAAGACGAGAAAGUCGAAGACGAUGGAGUUCUCGGGUAUGAUGAUAAGCUUUGUUGCAUGGAGACAAUGACGACGUGUCCUCAAACGGGGACGAGGGGUGAAGAAAAUGAUAGCACCGAGUUUUCAGAAUUUCAUACAGGGUCAUUCAGCCCUCCAGACAUCCCUAUGCGUUCAAACAUGGAUGUUUCUGGGAGAGCAAACGACACUGUGAGUUUGAAGAUUCCGUGCAACACAGAUGAUAAUUACCACAACGCCCACCAUGUCAUUCAUCACGAUCAUCUGCGUCGUGAUGAUGACGUGGCUCUAUGUGAAGAGAGAGUAAACGGCACUCAUCACGAUCUUCUGCGCCGUGAAGAUGACGUGGGUCUAUGUGAAGAGAGAGUAAACGGCACUGUCAGUUUGAAGAAUCCGUGCAACAUAGAUAAAUAUUACCAUAAUACCCAUCAUCUGCAUCGUGAUGGUGAGGUGGCUCUAUGUGAAGAGAUAGAGAAUAAUCAUGAAGUAAAAAGUGUUGUUAAUGACGACCCAAGUAGGGGCAAUGAUGUCUUUUUUCCAAAGAAUAAAGGAGGUGAAAUAUGUGGGGAGGAAAUCUGCACCGUUGGAUCAACAUCAAAGAGCUCAUCAGAUGAAUGGAGAAGCACAACAAAGGAUUCAUCUUGCACUAGUGAAGACCCAUUUUCGUCAUCUUCCAGAAGAAGUAGUUGCCCCAAGUGGGAGUCUUACACUGUCUUCCAAAAGUAUGAGGAAGAAAUGCUGUUUUUUGAUAGAAUUAGUGCUCAAAAACUCCUUGAAACAGAUUCACUUAGGUCAAAACAGUCAAACAACCCAAGAUCGAUCUCAGAGAGGAUAGUCUACAAGUUCAGGCCACCAAAAAACCAACAACUGUUGGAUUCAUACAAUGAACUGGAGGCAGCCUACGUGGCACAAAUAUGCUUGACAUGGGAAGCUCUCUGCUGGAACUACAGCCAUUUCCGGCGGCGGCAUGUGGAUGGCGGUGGCGGAUGCCCGGCGUACGUGGCGCAACAAUUUCAGCAGUUUCUGGUUCUGCUACAGAGGUUCAUAGAGAAUGAACCAUAUGAGGAAGAUAAUGGGUGUGGAAGGAAGAGGCCUGAGGUUUAUGCCAGGGUGAGAAGGGUGUCCCCAAAGCUGCUACAAGUGCCUCAAUAUAGAGAUUCGGAAGAAGAGGAGAAAAGGGAGGAAGGAUUAUGUUGGAGGAUCCCAUCGGAUUCAUUCAUACAAAUAAUGGAGGAAUCAAUCCGGACAUUCAUGGAUUUCAUGAGAGCAGAUAAGGACAGCCAUUGUGGGAAAAAGAAGAUACUCUCAUCUUUUUUCAAGAAAAGCACACCCCCCUCGUGCCCUCUCGACCCCAUCCUUCUUUUACGCCUCCACAAAGAUAUCAAUAAAAAAAAGAGGAAGCUGAAAGAGAUGAAGAGAUCAGGGAAAUGUGGCAUGAGAAAGAAGAAAUUGAAAGGGGAUGAAGAAAUGGAGAUUGUGAUGGCACAAAUAGACCUCAAAAUGGUGAGCAGAGUUUUGAGGAUGAAAGAUGUGAAUGGAGAGCAAUUGCAUUGGUGUGAAGACAAGAUGAACAAAGUGAGGAUUACUCAUAAUGGGAAGAAACUCCAUAGAGACGAUUCCUCCCCACCUUUCUACCCUGCACACUAACCCAUGCUCUCAUGGAGCAGUCGUGCUACAAACACACCAGGUUUGACACCAAUAGUUUGACACCAAAUGAUUCAUAGACGUAUACAGAGAGAGACAUUGUCCGUGACGCAGAUUAUCCGUGCUUGUCUUUAAAACACUUGGUGUCAAACCAGGUACGUUUCUAGCAUUUAAGCGAAAAGGUUCAAAAAUGACAAUAGCGUAUAAAGAAUAAAGCAAGUUUGUCCUC
Cuscuta campestris is the source of this 2238-nucleotide messenger RNA. NCBI's taxonomy places the organism in Eukaryota, Viridiplantae, Streptophyta, Magnoliopsida, Solanales, Convolvulaceae. The record is from the annotation of a GenBank genome assembly.